AUGGAGGCUACUGCUGCCUUAUCAAUUGAUAAAGUACACGCUCAGGGAAAAUAUGUAUUAAGUACCUGGUUGAGAACAUACCCCGGCAAUUACCAAACCGAUGUUGAAGGUAUAAAAUCAAUUGCAACAGCUUCACUCGAAGUGGAUACAGACGGAAAAAUAAAAGCACAAAAUAUAUCUAUGGACAUAAGUUUCAAUAACAUUGGGGUCCAAUUCGAAAAUUCGGGAAUAAUAUCCAUGUUUUUACAGGGACUAUUCAAUUCAAUGGGUAUAUUUUUGUUCAAUAGUAUCAAGCCGUAUAUUCUAAAAGAUGCCUAUACGAAACUAAGGGAAGAGAUUAACAAGAAACUUGAAAUUGUUGCUGGUGAUCUGCAAUUUCCUAAUUCAAUAUCACCCAUUGACAUGAUAUUAAUAAAGGCGAGAAAUAACGUAAUUGCUCUCGAGAAGGAUCCUUACAAGAUAAAAAAUUACAACCAUUCUGUUAGUAUGUUUCACGUAGCCUUAUCUCAAACAAGGCUCACAGGAUUAUCCUCCUUUUAUCGCGAUGGAAAUACCACUUUGAAGAUGGAAAAUAACACAAUAAUAAUCGAUUUGAGCAUCGGUACUCAAGAGAUACAAGGUUCCACAAAUUGGAAAAUAUCUACAUUCAAGGGAUACUUUACAAAAGUUGGAACUGUGUCAUUUUCAAUCAACUACGUACGAAUACGAAUAAUUUUAGGACAGCCUUUGGACACAAGAAAACGACCUGAAUUCAUGAAUCUAGAUGUUGAACUUGGUAAUUUACAAAUACGAUUCGAUGGAGCAGGAACAAUAGACUAUGUAGUUGAGAUGGCCAUAAAUAUAUUACCCAAUAUUUUAAGAAACCAAAUUAUCGUAGCUUUGGACGACUUAGUUCGGAUUAAAAUACAAAGAGAGCUAAAUGAAGUCAAUGUGGAAGAUCUCAUUAAGGAAUUCUUGCCUAUUGUAGAUCAUUUACAAUUAAAAGGAUUUAAUCUUAGUCAAUUUUUUCCAACUCAAGAAGAAAAUCGGUAUGACGAAGACGAUUUCUUUAAUUUUUAA
Pieris macdunnoughi is the source of this 1059-nucleotide messenger RNA. The record is from the annotation of a GenBank genome assembly. Lineage: Eukaryota; Metazoa; Arthropoda; Insecta; Lepidoptera; Pieridae.